Messenger RNA from Cicer arietinum (chickpea), 2849 nucleotides. RefSeq lists its product as uncharacterized. Gene Ontology annotation, molecular function: RNA binding; tRNA (cytidine-N5)-methyltransferase activity. NCBI's taxonomy places the organism in Eukaryota, Viridiplantae, Streptophyta, Magnoliopsida, Fabales, Fabaceae. Gene Ontology annotation, biological process: RNA methylation. The record is from RefSeq and is a predicted model, not a curated record.
GGUAGUGGCCUAGUGGGGUUCGCAGUGGUAGUUGGGUCUGGGAUGAAAAAGCCCAAUAAUAUUGAAACCGCAUGAUUUUUCAAAUCAAAACCCUAUCAAAAAACCCAAACUGGGCGCCACAACUCCAUAGCAGAGAAACCAUGGGAGGUGCAGGAAGGUCACGAACUCAAAGAAAACACUUUCGUCAAAACAGACAAAAUGUUUGGAAGCGUUCCAAAUCCGAUCCAGACCCUUCUUCCUUAUCCUCCGAUAAACCACAAACUACUCAUUGGACUCCUUUCGAAACUCAAAAUCCUUCAUUCGAUUCAUAUUACAAGGAACAACGAAUAGUGGAUCCACAAGAGUGGGAACAAUUCGUCGCAAUUCUCAGAACACCGUUGCCUGCUUCAUUUAGAAUCAAUUCUAGUAGUCAAUUUGCUGACGAUAUUCGUUCUCAAUUGGAAAAUGACUUUGUGCAUUCUCUUCGUGCUGAGGUUGUUGAAGGGGGUGAGACAGAGGCUAUUCGGCCUUUGGCUUGGUAUCCUGGGAACUUUGCUUGGCAUUCGAAUUUUUCACGUAUGGAGCUGAGGAAAAAUCAAACAUUAGAGAGGUUCCACGAAUUCUUAAAGCUAGAAAAUGAAAUUGGAAAUAUCACAAGACAGGAAGCUGUCAGUAUGGUUCCUCCGCUAUUCUUGGAUGUGCAUCCAGACCAUUUUGUUCUUGAUAUGUGUGCUGCACCAGGUUCAAAAACAUUCCAAUUGCUUGAGAUUAUACACCAAUCAACUAAAGCAGGAUCACUACCUGAUGGAAUGGUUAUAGCAAAUGAUCUUGAUGUACAAAGAUGUAAUCUUCUCAUCCACCAAACAAAAAGAAUGUGCACGGCCAACCUAAUUGUUACUAAUCACGAAGCACAACAUUUCCCAGGAUGUCGUUUAAACAAGAACAAGAAUUACGAAAAAAUGGAGUCAGAUCACAAUAUUCACCAACUGGUAUUUGACCGUGUUCUGUGUGAUGUCCCGUGUAGUGGAGAUGGUACACUUCGUAAGGCACCUGAUAUGUGGAGGAAAUGGAAUUCAGGGAUGGGACAAGGGCUUCACAGCCUACAAGUUUUAAUUGCUAUGCGAGGUUUAUCUUUACUCAAAGUUGGUGGAAGAAUGGUUUAUUCAACAUGCUCAAUGAAUCCUAUUGAGAAUGAAGCUGUGGUUGCAGAGGUUUUGCGGAGGUGUGGAGGGUCUGUCGAACUUGUUGAUGUAUCUAGUGAGCUUCCACAACUUAUUCGACGGCCAGGUCUCAAGAGAUGGAAGGUAUAUGACAAGGGCAGUUGGUUCGUUUCUUCCAAAGAUGUUCCCAAGUUUCGUAGAAGUGUAAUUCUUUCCAGCAUGUUUCCUUCUGGAAUACGCUAUCAGGAUCUGGGUGACAGUAAUUGUAAUGCUGACACGGGAGAUGACAUUACUAGUGUGGUUAAUGGAAAAGCUGAAGAUGGAAUUGAAGCACUAGAGAAUCCUGUGAUGUCUGAGUCUGCCGAAGCUUCUAAUUUUCCUCUUGAGCACUGCAUGAGGAUAAUGCCUCAUGAUCAGAACACUGGGGCCUUUUUCAUUGCUGUGCUGCAAAAAGUUUCUCCUUUACCAGCUCUUCUCGAAAAACCCAGCACAAUAAUUGAUGAGCCAAAUGUAGAACCACCAAACCAUAGUCUUGAGGAUGCACAAACACCGCAGAUCAAUUCAUCUGAAACUACACUUGAAGAAGUCUUAGCAGUUCCAGAGGAAAAUGUGAAUGACAAUAUAUACAAUACAGAAGAUUUGGAAGUUAUUACAUGUGAAGAACAGAAUUCUGAGGAAGCUAAAGAACCCCAUAAUGCAGAAAACACGGAAAAGAAGGUUCCGGGCAAAAGAAAGCUACAAAGUCAAGGCAAAUGGAGAGGUGUUGACCCGGUUCUCUUUUUCAAAGAUGAAGCAGUUAUUAAUAGUAUAAAGGAUUUUUAUGGAAUAGACGAGCGUUUUCCAUUCAAUGGUCGCCUUGUUACAAGAAACAGUGAUAUGAGUCAUGUGAAAAGAAUUUACUAUGUCUCCAAGUCAGUUAAGGAUAUUCUUGGGUUGAACUUCUCAGUUGGGCAGCAACUCAAAAUAACUUCUGUUGGACUGAAGAUGUUUGAAAGACAAACAGCACGAGAAGGUAGCUCUGCACCAUGUGCUUUCCGGAUAUCAUCCGAAGGAUUGCCCAUUAUUCUCCCAUUCAUAACAAAGCAAAUCGUACAUGCAUCUCCCGUGGACUUCAAGCAUCUUCUGCAGGACAAAGAUGUAAAAUUUACAGAUUUUGCCGAUGCCCAGUUUGGUGAAAAGGCAGCAAACCUAUUGCCAGGUUGUUGCGUGGUAAUUAUGGCUAAAGCUAGCACAGUUGCUACUGAAUCCUUCGAAGUGGAUGAGUCAACAAUUGCCAUCGGAUGCUGGAGGGGUAGGGCAAGGUUGUCAGUGAUGGUUACUGCGAUGGACUGCCAAGAAAUGCUUGAAAGGCUUUUAAUACGUCUAGACACAGAAAAGGGCUCUUCUGGGCAUGUGGGCAAAUUGUCGGAUGAUGUGGGAGGUGAAGUACAGCCUGUUCAGGAGUUGAACGAUAAAAAUGAUGAUGAUGUGAAAGCUGCUGUGAGUUAGAGAGGAACUACUUAACUGAUAUUUAAUACUCUGUUGUAACAGAUAUUUAUGCUCUUUAAUUUACAGAAAAGGUGAUUUUUUUUCUUCACCCGUGAGAGUUCAAUGAUAAAAUUAUUUGUGAACCUGUCAUUAGUUUCUAAGACAGAACUUGGUUCAUAUUUGUAUUAGUACUCAUUUGAAAUUUCACACUUUGUUUUAUAUGAGAAACUCCCUUUCUAUACA